AUGCAAACUGAUUUAGACAAGUCUAUUGAGAAAUUAAAGAAUGGAGAGUUAUUGAAAGAGAAAGAUGUAAAAUAAUUGUGUGCUAAAAUAAGAGAAAUCUUUAUUGAAGAAGGAAAUGUUUAAAGAAUAGAUCCUCCAGUUAUUGUAGUAGGAGAUAUUCAUGGAUAAUUAUAUGAUUUAUUUGAGAUUUUCAAACAAUCAGGAGAAGUUGGAGACUAAAAUUAUCUGUUCUUAGGUGAUUAUGUUAAUAGAGGAUUUCACAGUAUAGAAUCGAUUUGUUUACUAUAUGCAUUAAAAAUUAAGAAUCCUGACAAAAUUACUUUAUUAAGAGGUAAUCAUGAAUCUAGAAUUCUUACUUAAACAUUUGGAUUAUAUGAUGAAGCAAUGAGGAAAUAUGGUUCCUUAAAUAUUUGGAGAUAUUUAACUGAAUCUUUUGAUUAUAUGCCAUUAUCUGCAUUAAUUGAUGAGAAAAUAUGGUGUGUACAUGGUGGUAUAGCUUAAGAUGCUAAAUUAUUAGAUGAUGUAUAAUAUUAUUGUUAUAAAAUAUAUUAGGUAAGAGCAUUAAAUAGAUUGUCAGAGAUACCUGAUAAUGGUGAGAUGUGUGAAUUACUUUGGAAUGAUCCAAAUGAAUAGGAAUUAAAAGGAUUUGGUGAAAGUAAAAGAGGAGUAGGUAAAGAAUUUGGUUAAGAUGUUUUUACAUAAUUCUUAUAAACAAAUAAUUUAAGUUGUGUACUUAGAGCACAUUAAGUAAUAAUGGAAGGAUAUCGUAGUAUAUACAAAGAUUAAUUAAAAACAAUAUUUUCUGCUCCUAAUUAUUGUUAUAGAUGUGGUAAUUCAGGAGCAGUAUGUGAAGUUAGUGAUAAGUUGGAAAUGAGAGCUAAAAUAUUUUAAGCAAGUGAGAAUUAAAUGAAGAAUGCAUAAACAAAGAUUUGGAAUUAGAAUCCAGAUUAUUUUUUAUGA
Paramecium primaurelia is the source of this 960-nucleotide messenger RNA. NCBI's taxonomy places the organism in Eukaryota, Ciliophora, Oligohymenophorea, Peniculida, Parameciidae. The record is from the annotation of a GenBank genome assembly.